Molecule: messenger RNA, 963 nt
Organism: Funneliformis mosseae
Lineage: Eukaryota; Fungi; Glomeromycota; Glomeromycetes; Glomerales; Glomeraceae
Source: the annotation of a GenBank genome assembly
AUGGGUAAGAAGAAAAACAAGAAAAUUGUUCGUCCAUGGUGCUGGUAUUGUGAAAGAGAUUUUGAAGAUGAAAAGGUUUUAAUCCAGCAUCAAAAAGCAAAACACUUUAAAUGUCCUCACUGCAACAAAAAAUUAAACACGGCAGGUGGAAUGGUUGUUCAUGUAGCCCAGGUUCACAAAGAAACAAUUGACACGGUUCCAAAUGCAUUAAAAGGACGGGAAUCAACGGAUGUAGAGAUAUUCGGUAUGGAAGGAAUUCCCCAAGCUGAUAUGAUAGCUCAUAUGCAUGCGCUUGAAACUAAUCAGCCAUCAAAGAGAAUUAAAACCGAAGAACCUAUGGACCUUUCUAGUGAGGAGAUUAAAAAGCAACUUGCUCAACAUCAAGCAAUGAUGCAAAAUAAUCCAACAGCUGGCCAAUCUUUCCCUUAUUCUGGUUAUACUGCGCAACAAAAUAUGGCAUCGUUGAUGCCUCACCAGUACAGUCAAUUUUAUCAAAGGCCUGGUGUUAAUUCAGCUCAAACAUAUUCACCUGUUGCUCCAUACCGACCGGGUCAAAUUCCUGGACAAUCUCUUAUAUCUGGUCAACCAUGGCGUCCUCCAGUAUCAGGUGUUAGUCAACCAUUAUAUGGAACAACCCAACCUCCAUAUGGAGGACAGAUUCAACCAGCCACAACGGGACAAUCAGCGAUUUAUCCACCUCGUCCAGCUAAUAGUGUUGCACCUGCAUCUCAAAUUUACUCACAAGUUUCAAAUGCUGGAAUGCCUCCAUCAGUUCCUUCCGUUGGCGAAACGACUACAAAUGAAACUGCUUUGAACAACGCAGCACAAUCAAACUCUCAACUGACAUCUCAAAAAUCAGUGCCAAAAGUCGUAUUGGUUUACAGUGAUAAUGAAGUUUCGAUGGAAGAAAAAAGAGCAGAACUUGAAAAAUAUCGAUAUAAUGAAGAUCAAUUCAGACAGCAG